Messenger RNA from Spirodela intermedia, 3540 nucleotides. The record is from the annotation of a GenBank genome assembly. NCBI's taxonomy places the organism in Eukaryota, Viridiplantae, Streptophyta, Magnoliopsida, Alismatales, Araceae.
AUGGCUUCUCCUCUGCCGGCAGUGCGGCGGAUCAAGCUGGGGUCGCAAGGGCUGGAGGUUUCUGCCCAGGGUCUGGGCUGCAUGGGCAUGUCGUCCUUCUACGGGGCCCCCAAGCCGGAGCCGGACAUGAUCGCCCUCAUCCAUCACGCCGUCCGCAGCGGCGUCACCUUCCUCGACACCUCGGACAUCUACGGCCCCUUUACCAACGAGGUCCUCCUCGGGAAGGCCCUCCAGGAAGACGGACUGAGGGAAAAGGUGGAGCUGGCUACCAAAUUUGGAAUCCGGUUCUAUGAGGAAGACAGGCGGGAAAUAUGCGGCGACCCGGCCUAUGUGCGGGCCGCCUGUGAAGCCAGCCUCAAGAGGCUCGGCCUCGACUGUAUUGAUCUGUAUUAUCAGCACCGGAUCGACACCAGAUUACCCAUCGAAGUCACGGUGAGGCUCCGUUAUCUCUGUCCGUCCUCUUCAUAUGACAAACAGGUGCCUUGUCCCUGCGAGGUUGUUCAAAAUCGAUCUAGAUAGGGUGGCGUAGUCUGCCGGAACAGAAGGAAAAGGCGCACAUGGCACCAAUCCAAUCUCAAGAACCCUGUCUCCACCAUUUCUGUGUCGCUGAUUGGGUCUCUCUCCCUCUGGGGAAUCCAUAGAAAGCGAAACCAUUCCAUAAACUGCUUGAUGUCGGUCCCGAUUCGAAAUAUUCUGAUUAAAUUGGUUUUUCUUGCAAAUUCACGAAGUGGGUACGAUAAAGUUUUCAUAAACUUGUCCUUCUAAUUGCAUCUUUCUUAGAGAAAAACCUUCAAGUCUUCUAGGAGAGAUCAUGAAUGGGGAAUGCUCGACGUACAGAAAUGGCCAAUCCAUUGUUAGAGCACACGGAGAGUCAUUUGAAUGAUCUUGAUAUUUUCUGUAUCUGAUGUUUCUGGUUCUUGGUACGUGUCAAGCUUCAGGGAUCUAGAUACCAGUGGAUCGAUGUCUUUCGGACUUAGAUUGAAGCUUCUCAUGUGUAGAGCCAAUGGCUCUCUCAACGUUUGACUUGCAUUUUCGUCGAAGUCAUUGUUUUUUUUCUCCUGGGCUCUUCUUUGACCCUAUGAAUGUCGUUUAUUUGUCUAAAGCAAACAGUUCAAGACACCGGUUACAGUUUAUUAGAAUGGGACUUAGGUCAGACCAAGUGGGCACACUGAGUAGGCCUAUUACAAUAUGAAUCUUUUGGUGGACCAGGUUGAUCAUGUGUUCUCAAACCAUGUCCUGCUGGCCAAAAAUAUUGGGUCAGCUUUGCCGUGAAUUGUCUUAUCUGAGUCAAAAUUAACCAGCUUAUGGCUGAUCCUCACAAAAUCUCCCCAUUCUACGAUGAUUCAGUCCUAAAACUGCCAAUUCUGGUUAUAUUUUUGUGCUGAUUAAAAAAUUGAGCCGUCUAUGUAGAAUCAGCCACUAGAGGGUGGUUCACACCUUGAACCAAUUGACUCAGCCAGGUUCCUGUUACUUUAGUCCUCAAUAUGUAAGCAUUAAUAAACGUGUCUCUUUACUUAAAACAAUCAGAAAAGUGCUCUAAUCUCUCAGAGUAUUGUGUAUAGUAUUCUCUUUGUGAAUCUCAAUGGAAACCUUGAAUGCCUCAAUAUGAUUGACUUAGUAAUCCUAGAAAAUUAUUGGUGAAAACCAGAAGAAUAUGAGUUAUCUGCUGACAACAAAGUGCUCAAAGAAGGGUGUUAUAUCUUACAUCAGGCUUUGACAUGUCCAUAUGGGUAAGAUUCUUUCCCAAGUCGAGCUUUUAGUUGAGCAUGCCCUCUCUAAUGGCUAGGAACGUUCUCUUUUCUCUAUCUACUGGCUGCUGGGAAAGUUUUCUUGGCUUCCUAUGCUCUCUCAUUUCUCCAUUUUUGUGGUUACAAUAUACACAUACAUGCAUAUAGGUAGGCAUAUAUAUAUAUAUAUAGGUUAUGGUUUCAUCUAAUUUUUUUUCCAAUUUUUUAAUCAAUCGUUCUAUGAUGAGGCUAGGCUAAUAUGUAUUUAUAUUCCAAUACUAAUCUACUUUCUUGCCAUAAGAUGGGGGAGCUCAAGAAGCUUGUCGAAGAGGGGAAGAUAAAGUAUAUUGGGCUGUCAGAAGCAUCGGCCUCCACAAUCCGAAGGGCCCAUGCCGUGCAUCCCAUAACUGCAGUACAGUUGGAGUGGUCUUUGUGGACGAGAGAUGUAGAAGAGGAUAUUGUUCCGACUUGCAGGUAAGGGAGGGUCUUUGCUACCUUCCACAUGCAUCAUCACUUAUAAAUUAUUUUUGCUUCACGGAUUCCUCUUUCGUGCAGAGAACUUGGGAUUGGAAUUGUCGCCUACAGCCCAUUGGGUAGGGGAUUCUUCUCCUAUGGCCCAGACAUGGUCAACCAGUUGUCAGAUCAGGAUUUUCGAAAGGUAUUUGUCUGAUAAUUUGAAAAGUAAUUUUUUCUAUGCUAUUUAGACACUAGUAGCCUUAUUUUGAACGCCUUUUAUUUCCUCGAUGUGCACACAGUGAGCUCAGUUCUCAGCUGAGUUCCUUGUCUAUGUGGUUGAAGCUUUUCUCGGAAUCUUAUUGAUUCUUCCAUGCUUUCGUUACUUGAUUUUAGCCUCUGAUCUUGAAUGCUGUACUUCAAUAAACAUUUAACUGAACCGUUCAGCUUAUAGGAGUUCCGAAUGUCUGAUUAUAGGAGCGAGGGUCUGAUUUUAGUUGGCUCUAUUUUAUAUUUUCUUUUGUAGCUAAUUCUAUCAGUGGCCUCGGACUGGGUUUACUGUCAUGUGAGGUUUAUAUGUGUGGAACAUUCUAUUUGUAUUAUUCAAUUGCUCUUGGCACAUGAUUGAUGAUUCCGUCUGUAGAUUAUUCUAUUUGUGACGUUUAAGCCUCUUUAACCUCUGAUUGUUCUUUCCAUCUGUAGACCAUCUUACUUCUACUUGGCGUCUAGUUCUUAGUUCCCUCCUUUAUUAUUCGAAUUAAAUUUCAAAUUAUGUUCAUCUUAUGAUCGAUAUUUCGGUUUAAGGUCACUCUAUAUGCAGUAUAUUUUCUAUUCCCCUUGAAUUCUUCUGAACCUCUAAUUAAUACAUCCGUUUUUGCGGAUUCAGAUUAUGUUUACCAUCUAUUAUUUACUUCCACCCGUAGAGCCCACUCGCUUUCCCCAUGGAGGGCUUCCAUUUGUACACUGUUCCGUUGAGAGUUCUGAUUUCUUCCUAGCCUCUAAUGGAUGCACCCACUUGCAGACGGUCCCAAGGUUUCAACCUGAAAAUCUGCGUGAGAAUGCGCUCAUAUUUGAGCGAGUCCAGGCGAUGGCAAAGAACAAGGGCUGCACCCCCUCACAGCUGGCCCUGGCUUGGGUUCACCACCAGGGGAGUGAUGUGUGCCCGAUUCCAGGCACCACCAAGAUCGAGAACCUGAACCAGAACAUCGGGGCACUGGCGGUGGAGCUCACUCCUGAUGAAAUUGCCGAGCUCGAGUCCUUCACUACUGCUGAUGCUGUGAAGGGGAACCGAUAUGGGUCAUUGAUGCCCACUUGGAAGACCUCCGAGACCCCGCCGUUGUCGUCAUGGAAGGGAGAGUAA